GAAACUCGAUUAAAAAAAUCCCCAAAAUUUGCUUAAAAAUAUAUCAAUAUCAAAAAAAGAAAAGAAAAAAAAUAUACCGAGCUAUUCGAAAACCUCCGAAGCCACCCCCAAACCGGGAGGAGGUUUCGUGCGCUCACCGACGAGAUCCCGAUCCCGAUCCUCCACCGCAUUGCCCUAGAAAAUCGAUCGGAGGGGAUCCCCAGAUCCCGACGCGGCGAUCUCGAUCGGCUUCGGAAACCCUAGCGACGAUCGCGAUGCGGUUGUGACGAUUUUGGCGUGCAUUGGCGAUUUUGGCGUCGAUUUGGGGACAAUUUCGUAGGAUUUGGGAGUUUUGAACCGAGAGCAGCGGAUUCGAAUCUGAUUUCGCUGCGCCGUUCGAAUUGGUGAGGGAUGGAUUUGUCGGAGAUUAGCGAGGAGCUCGCCCAGAUCGAGGGCCAGAUCAACGAUAUUUUUCGCGCAUUAUCAAAUGGGUUUCAGAAAUUGGAGAAAAUUAAAGACCCAAAUCGGCGGAGUAGGCAACUGGAAGAACUUACUGAUAAGAUGCGGGAAUGUAAGAGACUUAUCAAAGAGUUUGAAAGAGUGAUGAAGGAGGAGGAGAGCAGAAAUACUCGUGAAACCGUCAAAGUGAUUAACGAUAAAAAACAAUCAAUGAUUAAAGAGUUAAACUCAUAUGUCGCUCUCAAGAAACAACAAGCAAGCAGUAUCGAGAAUAAACGAGUUGAUCUAUUUGAUGGCCCUAGCGCCGAGAAUGGUUUCGGUGAAGAAAAUGUCCUGUUAGCAUCAUCUAUGACUAAUCAACAAUUAAUGGACCAUGGAAACCAGAUGCUGGACGAGACCGACCAGGCUAUUGAAAGGUCAAAGAAGACUGUGCAAGACACCGUCAAUGUUGGAGCCGAAACUGCAGCUGCUCUCAAAGCGCAGACGGAACAAAUGAGUAGGAUUGUCAAUGAGUUGGAUUCGAUCCAUUUUUCCAUUAAAAAGGCAUCUAAAUUGGUGAAAGAGAUAGGAAGACAGGUUGCAACUGAUCGUUGCAUAAUGGCCAUGCUCUGCCUCAUAGUGAUCGGGGUGAUUGCAAUCAUUAUUGUAAAGAUUGUGAACCCGCACAACAAGGACAUCCGCGACAUUCCGGGGCUUGCUCCACCGGCCAAUAGAAGACUCCUCUGGGCCCCAAGUGACUAGCGAAGUUCCAAUUCUUCUAAGCUAUCCAAUUUCCGGUUCUCCGCGUCUCCGUUUCCCCACCGAGUGAUUCACUCUUUGGGGAGGAUAAUACAGUUGAUCACUUGUAAUUUAUUUCUUGUCCUAAUUUCUCUUUACUCCUAUUAUUUUCGUAUCUUCUGAAUCAUAUACAGAUCUUAUUGUGUGCUGCAAUUGGUUUGGAUUGGAACAAAAGAUCCUUGCGUGCUUGUGUAUGAAGAGAGAGGACACUUUUGACCUUUUCUAUCUUGAUCUUUGGUGAUGGUGUGUAUACUCAUUGACUCUGACCAGAUGUAGUUUCAUAAGUAGACUUGUUUGCUCUCAA
Molecule: messenger RNA, 1519 nt
Organism: Ananas comosus (pineapple)
Lineage: Eukaryota; Viridiplantae; Streptophyta; Magnoliopsida; Poales; Bromeliaceae
Product: novel plant SNARE 11-like
Exons: 10
Coding region: 391-1179 (262 amino acids)
Biological process (GO): vesicle fusion; retrograde vesicle-mediated transport, Golgi to endoplasmic reticulum
Cellular component (GO): Golgi apparatus; late endosome membrane; SNARE complex
Molecular function (GO): SNAP receptor activity; SNARE binding
Source: RefSeq, a predicted model, not a curated record